Molecule: messenger RNA, 2044 nt
Organism: Lontra canadensis (Northern American river otter)
Lineage: Eukaryota; Metazoa; Chordata; Mammalia; Carnivora; Mustelidae
Gene: SPRED2
Product: sprouty related EVH1 domain containing 2
Exons: 6
Coding region: 610-1863 (417 amino acids)
Biological process (GO): multicellular organism development; negative regulation of MAPK cascade
Cellular component (GO): membrane
Molecular function (GO): protein kinase binding
Source: RefSeq, a predicted model, not a curated record
UGGCCGCUGGGAAGACGUCAUCGCUUCCGCCCUACUUCCUCCUCCUGUUGGCGGCGGUGAGAAUCCAAUAUGGAGUAAAUCGGUGGAGUCGAGAGAUGGGGCUCGGACGGGGCGCCCUGCACCGCCUCCCAGGCGCACCUCCCCCGGCCGCCGACCGCUCCCCGGAACCCUGAUUGGCCCGGCCCCCGGGGGCGACCCCGGACCGAGCCCCCACCCGCAGCUGGCCCUUCUCUCCUCCUCCUCUCAGCAGUCUCAGCCGCUCCACGGCGCGCUUGUUUUUCUCCUCCUCUCCCCCACCGCCGUCCCCUGCCCAAAUCUCUCCCUCUCUGCUCGCUGCCGAGCCCCCGGAGCCCCUCCUGCGGAGCCCCGGGCGCUGCUGCGCUCACUCCUCCCGCAGCUUGCCUUUGCACCCCUUCCCCAAACCUCACCCGCGCUCCUAUCGCCCUGCUUCCCCUUCUCCCUUCUGCGGCGCCCCUUCAUCUCUCGCCGCUCCCCCUCCCCAACCAAAUCGGGCGAUCUCCGGAGAUGUGAAGAAGGGGGGUGAGUGGACAGGAAGAUGAAGGGAGCAAAGCUGCCCGCCGCGGGACAGGCGUCUAGGUGAACAGGAAAAUGACCGAAGAAACACACCCGGACGAUGACAGCUAUAUUGUGCGUGUCAAGGCUGUGGUUAUGACCAGAGAUGACUCCAGCGGGGGAUGGUUCCCACAGGAAGGAGGCGGGAUCAGUCGCGUGGGGGUCUGUAAGGUCAUGCACCCCGAAGGCAAUGGACGAAGCGGCUUUCUCAUCCAUGGUGAACGCCAGAAGGACAAACUGGUGGUAUUGGAAUGCUAUGUAAGAAAGGACUUGGUCUACACCAAAGCCAACCCAACCUUUCAUCAUUGGAAGGUCGACAAUAGGAAGUUUGGACUUACUUUCCAAAGCCCGGCUGAUGCUCGAGCCUUUGACAGGGGAGUGAGGAAAGCAAUCGAGGACCUUAUAGAAGGCUCAACCACAUCAUCUUCCACCAUCCAUAAUGAAGCAGAGCUUGGCGAUGAUGAUGUCUUCACAACAGCUACAGACAGUUCUUCUAAUUCCUCCCAGAAGAGGGAACAACCUACUCGGACAAUCUCUUCUCCCACAUCCUGUGAGCACAGGAGGAUUUAUACUCUGGGCCACCUCCACGACUCAUACCCCACGGACCACUGUCACCUUGAACAGCCGAUGCCGAGGCCCUACCGGCAGGUGAGCUUCCCUGACGACGACGAGGAGAUUGUGCGCAUCAACCCGAGGGAGAAGAUCUGGCUGACGGGCUACGAGGACUACCGGCACGCGCCCGUGAGGGGCAAGUCCCCGGACACGUCGGAGGACGCCGACUCGUACGUGCGCUUCGCCAAGGGCGAGGUCCCCAAGCACGACUACAAUUACCCGUACGUGGACUCCUCGGACUUCGGGCUCGGCGAAGACCCCAAAGGGCGCGGGGGCGGCGUGAUCAAGACCCAGCCGUCCCGGGGCAAGUCCCGGCGGCGGAAGGAGGACGGCGAGCGCUCCCGGUGCGAGUACUGCAGGGACAUGUUCAACCACGAGGAGAACCGGAGGGGCCACUGUCAGGACGCGCCCGACUCCGUGAGAACUUGCAUCCGCCGCGUGAGCUGUAUGUGGUGUGCGGACAGCAUGCUCUAUCACUGUAUGUCGGACCCCGAGGGAGACUAUACAGACCCGUGCUCGUGCGAUACUAGUGACGAGAAGUUUUGCCUCCGGUGGAUGGCUCUUAUUGCCUUGUCUUUCCUGGCCCCCUGUAUGUGCUGUUAUCUGCCCCUUCGGGCCUGCUACCACUGCGGAGUGAUGUGCAGGUGCUGCGGGGGGAAGCACAAAGCGGCCGUGUGACUCAGUUUCCCUCCUUCCCCUAGUCCUCCUCCUCCUCUUCCUCCUCCUCCCACAGCCACAAGGAAACUUGUGUCCGACAUACUCUCACCUUCUUCCCUGCUCCCUGGUACCUUGAGGCGCUAUUCCAGCCUGGGGAGCCCGCCUGGUGGACUCUGCACUUUCCCCCGCCCCCCCCCCCCCC